Molecule: messenger RNA, 1059 nt
Organism: Acyrthosiphon pisum (pea aphid)
Lineage: Eukaryota; Metazoa; Arthropoda; Insecta; Hemiptera; Aphididae
Gene: UbcE2M
Product: NEDD8-conjugating enzyme UbcE2M
Exons: 4
Coding region: 156-701 (181 amino acids)
Source: RefSeq, marked provisional
AGUUGUAGAAGACGUAUAUUAUUCAACUAAAUUUUAUUGAAUACCUAGUUUUAUUUCAACUCGAAAUUUUUUUGUUUCUCCUAAGCUAGUCAAACCCGUUGGUAUAAAAUAACAGACAAUCGUCUAAUAAUCCAAUUUACAUAAAUAACACAAUUAUGAUUAAACUUUAUUCUUUGAAGCAACAUAAAAAAGACGGGGAAACUCCAAAGUCGGGGAAUCAAAGGAAAGCAUCUGCUGCUCAUCUUAGAAUAACAAAAGAUUUAAAUGAACUUACUUUACCAAAAACAUGCACUACUGAAUUUCCCGAUCCGGAUGAUUUAUUAAAUUUCAAAUUGACUAUCUGCCCAGAUGAAGGAUCAUACAAAGGUGGAAAAUUCAAUUUUAGUUUUAAGGUUGGAGUCAACUAUCCACAUGAACCGCCCAAAGUAAAAUGUGAAACAACAGUUUACCAUCCAAAUAUAGAUCUCGAUGGCAAUGUAUGUUUAAACAUACUACGCGAAGAUUGGAAGCCAGUAUUGACCAUUAACAGUGUUAUUUAUGGCUUGCAAUAUUUGUUCCUGGAACCUAAUCCAGAAGAUCCUUUGAAUAAAGAAGCUGCAGAUGUUUUGCAAAAUAACAAAAGGUUGUUUGAUAUGAAUGUACAAAAAGCAAUGAGAGGUGGAGUUAUUGGCAACACAUACUUUGAAAAGUGCUUAAAAUAACAAAAAUAGAUGUGAUCAUACUCGGACAACGUUGCAAUACGUUUAUGCUAUAAUAAGGAUUGAUCUUUUUUCGUGCAAACUUUGUAUGAAAUAAAUAAUGUAAUUCUUAUAUCGUAAUAUUCAUUUUUUUUCUUCAUUUUUUUUUUUUUUUUUUUAAGAUGAUAAUAAUAAUUCUAGAUCAUAGUAAUAAUUUUUACACUAAUAUAAGUAACAAAACUGUCUUAGGUAUAAGUUGGUAAUAUAUUAAUUUCAACACAAUGAUAUUUAAAAUUAUGAUAACAACAUGUUGUUUAAUUGGUUUAGAUGAUUUUGUAUAUAGUUUGAACAUACAAUAAUAAUAAUGAAUAGUAAAAGCAAA